Ectocarpus siliculosus is the source of this 1404-nucleotide messenger RNA. NCBI's taxonomy places the organism in Eukaryota, Phaeophyceae, Ectocarpales, Ectocarpaceae. The record is from the annotation of a GenBank genome assembly.
AUGAAAAGGUCACGAGCGGCGAAGGGGAAUCCCGUGGGGUACGCGAAGCGCCUGGAGAAGGGCCACUACAAGGGACGAUGCGGGGCUGCCGAGUCGGAGAUGCCGCACGCGAAGGUGCAAGCGGAAGCCAAGAGGCUCGCGAGCCUGCUGAGGGCUGCGCCCAUCGCGGUGGCUCACACCGGGGCAGGCUUGUCUACCGCUGCGGGCAUCCCGGACUUCAGGGGUAAAGACGGGGUCUGGACCUUGGAGAACCAAGGGCAGCCUUUACCGGACUACGAGAAGUGCUGGGACAACGCCAUGCCCACCCUCGGGCACAUGGCGCUGGUGGGGCUAGUGAACGAGGGCUUCGUGCACGCGGUGAUCAGCCAAAACGUCGACGGGCUGCAUCUACGCUCCGGUAUCCCGCGUGAGAAGCUGUGCGAGCUGCACGGCAACCUCUUCAUGGAGAUUUGUUCGGGCUGCGGGAAGGAGUUUCGGCGCACGGCGGACGUUGGGGGUGUGGGCUUUAAGCCAACAGGUCGACGAUGCCGUGAGUGUGGAGAAGGGCUGGUUGACGCACUCCUUGACUGGGAGGACGAGCUGAGAGACUACGAACAGGCUGUGGACCUCUCCGAAAGGUGCCGCGAAACCGGGGGUGUUAGCCUCUGCCUGGGGACUUCUCUGCAGAUCUCCCCGUCCAAAGACCUCCCCGCCAAGGCCGACAAGAUGGUCAUCGUCAACCUCCAGAAGACUUGUAAGGAUGCGCGAGCUGCGAUCGUCAUCCGCGCCAAGAUCGACGCGGUCAUGCGCUGCGUCAUGCAGGAGCUGGGCGUCCCGAUCCCGGUUUAUCGGCGGACAGAGACCCUAGUGGUGAGCCACACGUCCAGCAUCACCGGCGCCAACGGGGACCGGUGGAAGUGGGCCAUAGCCGUCGGGGACUCCGCGGAUGGGGCGCGAUGCGGCUACAUCGAUAGGAUGGCCGUGAAGUUUCCUGAGACGGAGCUCUCAGAUGCUGUCGUUACGGGCCCCACGUUUCGUGUGGCCAAGACUACGAAGUGCCGCCGACUUCCCUUGGGCACGGGGGUGGUGAGAUGGAAGGAGAAAAUCGAGGCCGGCGGCGGGAGUAGCGAUGGCAUCAUCGGCCGUGCCGGAGAAGAAGUGGAGAAACGCCCGCUGGAAAGCGAAGGAAGUCACGUAGAGGGCGGUGCUGGUGUCGGCGAAGGCGUUGGUAGUAAUAGCGUUGUUGUUGGCAGCGGCGGCGGUGAGUAUAUCAGAGCGGUUCUUACGCUUUCGUUUGUGGCCGCGCCGGGGCACGCGGCCCCCGGGCCGCAGACGGUCGAAUACCGCGUGGACUUGUCCGCCAGCGAAAGCUCGCAAAAAGUGUCGGUGUUGUUGGGCGAGGUGGACUACAACGGCAGUGCUUGA